UUGUUGAUGAAUUAAUAUUUCCUGAAGAUGAAAUCUCUGAUAGCAGCAUCGUUACUGCUGCUUGGAGUCACCGCAUCGGUGGAAGCCUCCCACAAUGGCCUAGCAUUGACCCCGCCCUUGGGAUGGAAUUCAUGGGAGAGGUUCCGAUGUAAUCUUGAAUGCGACGUGGACCCCGAGAAUUGCAUCAGUGAGCGUCUGUAUGCAGAGAUGGCAAAGGUCAUAGCUACCGAGGGCUACAAGGAGGCGGGUUAUGAGUACGUCUGUAUGGACGACUGCUGGAUGUCCACUGCGCGGGAUGCCCAGGGAAGACUCCAACCGGAUCCUAAGAGGUUCCCUAGCGGACUGAAGAAUCUAGCUAACUAUGUCCAUUCACUGGGGCUGAAGUUAGGAAUUUACCAAUCGAUGGGCCUCCAUUCCUGCGAGAAAUACCCUGGCAUUGCGGGCCACAUUGACAUAGACGUCCAGACCUAUGCUGAGUGGGGCAUAGACUUGGUCAAGAUGGAUACCUGCUAUAACCUGGGUAAAGAGAAAAUGAUAGAAGGUUUUAUAAACAUGUCCUAUGCCCUCAACCACAGUGGGAGACCCAUUUUGUUCUCAUGUGAAUGGGCACGUGCAUAUGGUGGGCCCAACUUCACGGAGAUCGCGGAGUACUGCAACUCCUUCCGAAACAUCGGGGACAUCCAAGAUACCUGGGAUCGGGUCCUAAGCAUCAUUGACUGGUUUGCUGAAAAUCAGGCCGUGCUGUACAAAGCGACUGGACCAGGGGGCUUUAACGAUGGUGACUUUAUCAUAGCCGGUGAUUUCUCCCUGAGCACAACUCAAGCCCAGUCCCAGUUUGCCAUGUGGACGAUGAUGAAUUCUCAAAUCUUCCUGUCCAGUGACCUUCGAACUCUUGACCCCGAGGCCAAAGCCAUUGUCCUGAAUCCCGAGAUCUUAGCGGUCAGUCAGGACAAGCUGGGCAAGAUGGGCCAGCGCAUCCACAAGGAAUCUUCAUUUGAAAUCUGGACCAAAGAGCUCGUCGGCGACGCUUACGCGGUGGUCUUUUUCAGCCGAGCAACCGACAUGCCCCACAACCGCACCACCACCAUGAAAACCCUCGGCUUCCCAGACGCGAGCGGGUACUCCGUACGCGAUCUGUUCGCCCGGAAAGAUCUGGGAUUCUUUGAGCCGGAGAAAAUAUUGAGUGUUAUCGUUGAUCCCAGCGGUGUUGUGGUGAUCAAAGCAACACCAAAGACACGGGUGAAGAAAGGUUUCCAUGGGAACAAUAACAAAUCAGUCAUCAAAAAUUAAUACAGCUCUUUAUCAGAAUUCCAACAUUCACCUCUUCAUUAGAUGUAAGACUCAGAGAUUGGAUCAGUACGUUGCAUUUAUUCCAAAAGUAACCUACUGAAAUAUUAUCAAAAAGCUUACUUGGAUUGAAGAUUGUACUGGUUCUCAAAACAAUACGUGAAAUUAUUCCAUCUGGCUUGCUGUCAUGUAGAAGAAAUCGAGAAAUGUAGGCGAUUUCCAGUAAUCAGUCAAUUAACUGAUUGUUGGAAAUCGAGCUUUAUAGAUGAACUCAUGUUUCCUGAUCAAAAGGUUGCGCACUUUUUUUUCACUGUUUUCCCAAAGGGUGUAAUAUGCACUGAGCUGAACUUAGGUUAGGUUUUGAACAUUCUUCUUUGGAUUUUGAGUGGUGUUAAUAUUGGAACAAACAAAAGGCAUGGGAAAGCUAAUAAUCCUAGAUGUUCAAGGAAUGUGCAAUUGUCUUGCAUUUUGGAGGAUUUGAGAAGUAUUCUAACAAAAAUACUAGAGUUAGGGCUAAUGGCAAUCCAUGUAGGCAUGUGGCAAAACGUUUAUUCAGUUAUUAACAAAAUGUAGUAAAAAGAACUUAUUUGUGUAUUUUGGUAGUGGGAUUAAUUGAUCGAUUGAAACAUAUGACAAUCAAUGAAAUUUGUGGAUUUAAAACAUUAAUAGGCACAUGCUGAAAUAAGGUAAAGUUAAGAUUCGGUGAGCUAAAUUUGUAUUACAGAAUGAACUAAGUAAAUGUGCUUUCUUGUGAAGCUCUUAAUGAGCCAAUAAAUUACAAGCCAUUUGAUACUUUUUUAUGUUUUGCUUGCUCAAAGUGCAGACAGAUGUAAGUAUUCAUUCAGAUUUAACAAAUUAUUUUAAUAAUAAUAAUAAUGAUUAACAUUUAUAUUUGCAAAGAAAAACUGUCCUUAUGGUAGCUCUAUGUGUUGAAAUUUUUAGGAAUGGAUGUGGCCUUAUUAAAGAAAAUAAGCUUCAGUUAAGAUAGGAAAUAUUUUAAUAUUCUAUCCCAGCCGAAAAAAAAUCAAGUACAAUUUUUGUUUUACUGAACAACUCGUGGGCAGUGUUAGUCAAUGGCGUCCACAUGGGAGGUUCUGUCAUAAGUCAUGAAAACCGAAGGACAGUUCAUAGGGGCCAUUUCCAUGAAAUAAGUAUUGUUUUAAUGUGCUGAUUAGUAUUUCCAAUCAAUAAACAUUACUCCCAAUUACAGGAAUAA
Messenger RNA from Patiria miniata (bat star), 2503 nucleotides. Its product is annotated as alpha-N-acetylgalactosaminidase-like. Gene Ontology annotation, cellular component: cytoplasm. The transcript has 7 exons. Gene Ontology annotation, molecular function: alpha-galactosidase activity. NCBI's taxonomy places the organism in Eukaryota, Metazoa, Echinodermata, Asteroidea, Valvatida, Asterinidae. The record is from RefSeq and is a predicted model, not a curated record. Bases 28 to 1290 code for a protein of 420 amino acids. Gene Ontology annotation, biological process: oligosaccharide metabolic process; glycosylceramide catabolic process; glycoside catabolic process.